AGUUACACAAAAAUGUCGAAUUUCAGACAUAUUUCUUUAUCUUUUAUGAGCGGGUUUGUAUUUGGAACAGAAUUUAUACUGAUGUUUUUGUACUAUCAAAAUUCGUCUAGUACUGGUUUUUGAUUUCCAAAGAUUUUUUGGGUUCAUGAGAUGUACCACGGGAGGAGCUUACCUGUUUCAGUUGAAAAGACUGACAAGAAAUACGAUAAAUAUAGUAAAUAUGAUGGCAAAUCUAACAUUCACUAUUCCACAAAAAGUAAUACCUCGAGGCACCUGUUGGCAAACCAUUCUGAUUUUCAUCAUAGUGCUGAAGAUGACAAUAGAACGGCGGAACAACUUUACCGAAGAGUUCGCGUUUUUUGUUGGAUCAUGACGUCACCUGCAACUUUACUCAGUAAGGCAAUUCACGUAAGAGAUACGUGGUCAAAAAGAUGUAACGUGCGUUUGUUCAUGAGCUCCGUGGAAAAUAAGACCUUUCCUGCAGUUGGACUCCCUGUUAGAGAAGGCCGGUCCCAAUUGUAUGAGAAGACAAAGGAAGCGUAUAAAUACAUUUGGAAACACUACAAAGACCAAGCCGAUUGGUUUUUGAAAGCUGAUGAUGACACUUAUCUAGUUGCUGAAAAUUUAAGAUUUUUACUAAAAGAUUAUGACCCACAAACACCGUUACAUUUUGGUCGAAGGUUCAAGCUCUUUGUUAAACAAGGAUACAUGAGUGGCGGAGCAGGAUAUGUUUUGAGUAAAGAAGCUUUGGAAAGAUAUGUUCAUGGAUUGGAUACGAAAAAAUGUCCUGAAGGGGGUGCAAUUGAAGAUGUCGAAAUAGGAAAGUGUUUGGAAAUAGUUGGUGUGGAAGCAGGCGACUCGAGAGACCAAAAACAAAAAGAUACCUUCCACCCUGUUAAUAUGAAAUUCCAUCUUAAACCGGAACCGAUACCUCAAGGAAAUUUUAUGAUCAACUAUGAUUAUUAUCCUAGUUGUCGGGGGAUAGAAUGCAGUUCGAUCUACCCUAUUUCUUUUCACAAAGUUACUCCAGACGAGAUGUACGUGUAUGAAUACAUGAUUUAUCACGCAAAAGUCUACGGAGUAGCUCAUACUCAUCCUAAAACAUGACAAGAUGCAAACACUUUUCGGGAGAGGAAGGCUCGAAUUGUUACCACGAAGCUAGAAUAAAUGACGUACGUUAGUAGAGAAACUGUUGCCAGAAUAAAGUCAUAUACCGUUAACGCAGUAAUUGCUGAUGGCGACUUUAUAUUUUGAAACGCAGCCAUGAAAUUCCAUUCUACAUUUUGACAAACUUAUCACACAAUCGCUUUUUAAUGACAAAGAUGAUUACUUACAACAUCUUGGAUGCUGUGUCAUCAAAUAUUUACUCUAUCAUCUUUAUAUUGUACACACAUGGAUGGAUCUACCAAUGCAAAGUAUAGCAGAACCAUUGGUUGCUAGUGUUGCGUAACUCUAAUUAAUAGCAUAUAAUAUUAAUGUUUUAAAAUUUUGUCCCUUCCAAGUGUAAAGUAAAUGAAAGCCACGUGUAGGCUAUUGUAAAUGAGAAAAAGGAUUGUGAUAAUUAGCGAUGCAUUUGUAUAACAAUAAACAUUAGUAUAGGCUGCUAUAUAUUUAGUUCAGUCAAUAGUGCUUCCUUACUUUUACUGUUUGUCGAGCAUUCAUGAAUACUGUAUGCAUAAGCUUCGCGCAUUCCACGCUUAUACCAAGUAGAAAGACGAACAAUAAUAGUAGUUUCGUAUAAUUUUGUACCAUUUUUAUUGUUUAUGAAUUUUCAAUUCCAAGAAAUGUGAAUAAUAAAAAUGCUUUUAUACAAUGCUUUAUUAAAA
Styela clava is the source of this 1826-nucleotide messenger RNA. The record is from RefSeq and is a predicted model, not a curated record. NCBI's taxonomy places the organism in Eukaryota, Metazoa, Chordata, Ascidiacea, Stolidobranchia, Styelidae.